AGGUCGAAUCAGAAGAUAAUAGUUACGGAAUAUCUCAAAAUCCAGAUACAAAAGAUUAUAUACUGGUUGUUAAUGAAAUGUACUGCGAAAAAUGUGGUGAAAAAUAUGCAAAUGACUUGUACAAAUUGUGUAAACCAUGUCUAUCAAAUGAUAAAAAUGCAAAAAUUUUUAAUUUUAUUGAUAAUUCUAAAUUGAAAUGGAUUUUAUACAGUCAGUUCAAGAAUGUUGAAAAAAUUGGCAAAGGUGGAUUUGCCACAGUAUAUUCAGCAAUGUGGAAUAAUAAGAAAGUUGCUUUAAAGUGUUUACAUAUUAAUUCACAUAAUCUUAUUGAUGAGUUUCUAAAUGAGGUUAGUGCAUAUUCAGCAUAUUCAAACCAAGAUUUUAGUAGCAAUAUUCUUAAAUUAUAUGGAAUAUCUCAGAAAGAUACAGAAAAUUAUGUUAUAGUUCUUGAAUAUGCAGAAGGUGGAAAUUUUAAUGAUUAUUUAUACAGAAAUUACAAAAAAUUUAAUUGGUUAAAUAGACUUCAAAUAUUAAUUGAUAUUAUUAGAGGUCUUAAAGAAAUUCAUCAAAAGCGGAUGGUUCAUCGUGAUUUUCAUAUAGGAAAUAUAUUAUUCAAAUAUAUUAAAUAUAAUGAUACAUAUAUAUCUGAUAUGGGACUAUGUGGAGAGGUUGGUAAUAUUGAUGAAACAAAAAUUUAUGGAGUUAUGCCUUAUGUAGCUCCUGAGGUGUUAAAAGGUAAAAAUUAUACUCAAGCAGCAGAUAUAUAUAGCUUUGCAAUGAUUAUGUAUUUUAUAGCAACUGGAAGACAACCUUUUGCUGAUCAUGCUCAUGAUAAUCUUUUAGCAUUAAAUAUAUGUAAUGGAAUUAGACCUGAAAUAGAUAAGUCAAAAGCACCAAAAUGCUACAUUGACUUAAUGAAAAGUUGUUGGAAUUCAAAUCCAAAGAAUAGACCAGAUGCUACUAAAAUAGAAGAAUUAAUUUGCUUAUUUCGUUACUCAUAUAUGCUAGAUGCAUCAGAAUUUAAACUUAACAUGAAAGUUAAAAAAGAACAACAACACUAUGAAAUUGAAAAGCAAUUUAAAGAAGCAGAUGAAUAUAGAAAAGCAAACCCCUUAUUAAUUAAAACUACACAUCCACAAGCUAUUUAUACAUCUCGAUUGCUUAAUCCUUUUACAGGAGAUCUUCCAGAAGAUGAUAAAGGUGUAGGUGAUGAUAGUUUGGUAAAAUGUGAUGAUAAUAUGUAUAAUAAUUCAGUAGAAAUUACUGAUUUUAGUUAAAUUUUGGUCUAUUUUUUUUUUCAUUUAUCAAAUUAUUUAAAUUUUAAAUUAUCUUACAUUAGUUUAUUGCUUAAAUGGUAUUUAUUUCCUAUAUUAUAUUUGAAAUUAUAACAUUUGUAUACUUCAUGAUAAAUAGUU
Rhizophagus irregularis DAOM 181602=DAOM 197198 is the source of this 1415-nucleotide messenger RNA. The record is from RefSeq and is a predicted model, not a curated record. NCBI's taxonomy places the organism in Eukaryota, Fungi, Glomeromycota, Glomeromycetes, Glomerales, Glomeraceae.